Lactuca sativa (garden lettuce) is the source of this 819-nucleotide messenger RNA. Its product is annotated as Tetratricopeptide repeat (TPR)-like superfamily protein. The record is from RefSeq and is a predicted model, not a curated record. NCBI's taxonomy places the organism in Eukaryota, Viridiplantae, Streptophyta, Magnoliopsida, Asterales, Asteraceae.
UACACAAUGGUUGCUAUGGACACUUCAAAUGUUCAUAACUUGGCAGUUUUUACAUUAUUUCUAGUAUUUCACUUAGUUUCCAGUGUGCCAAUUCCCCCUUUUGCCCCUCGCCCGCUCUGUAAUUUCCAAUUAGCCCUUGCAAAUCAAGCGUGUGCGUAUCUUCCAUCAUGGCGACUCCCUCCUUCUCCCCUCUCUCCUCCAUCACCUUUCCCACCUGUUUACCCUUCUUCACCUCCUCCACCUGAAUAUCAUAGACACAGACAUAGACAUGUUCAUUCACACAUGCAUGAACAUGGUCCUGAUGAACAAAUCCACAAUCAAACUCGUGAUCAUGAUCGUGGUCAUGGUCAUCGUAGACGACAUGAUCAUCAUCAUAACCAUGGUCAUAGUCAUCAUAGACAUAGAAUGUCACCCGUAGAACAACAAUGUUGUAAGUGGUUGGCACAGGUUGAUGAUGAGUGUGUUUGUGAGUUACUUGGUCGCUUGCCUCCAUUUCUUGCUAGACCUGUUCAUGAAUACACCGUAAGAGUUGCAGGCUCUUGCAACACGACGUACACGUGUGGGGCCCAAUUAAGGAUUUAAACAUUAAUUAAAUUUAUGUUUUUAAUGCGUUUUAAUAUGUAAGCAAGGAAGUUUAUGAUUUUUUAUGUGGUUUCUUGUCUUUCUCUUGUUUUUAUCAUUGAGGUUAUUUUUCUAUAGCUUGCUAUAAGACCGUGACAUCUACACAUGUACAAAUUUUAUCAUCAAAAGGAAUUGAUUUAACGCUUGUAGCUUUUUCCAUAUUUGUACAUAAAAAGAUUGGAUUUUGUGAUCUUUGUA